AUGGAUUUACAAAGUAAAUCAUUCCCAAAGUUGUUUGAUUUCUCUACUAGCCCAUUUGUUGGUGCUUGUGGAGUCGUCAAUGUGAAUAUAAAUGUUCCAACUCUUGGCCAAAUGUCAAUAUCUAGUCGUAUAACUGGUACCUCAUUUUAUGUUAAUUUCCAAACUCCAUAUAGCGGCAAAUUAUUGACAAAUUAUGGAAACAAUGUGUAUAACCCAGAUGUAAGCCAUUUCCCCAACCUUACAGCAUUAAACACCUUAAUUUCUAGUAUCCCUGAUGUUAGUAUUAUUUCAACAAAUUUAACAGUACCACCUGGAUUUACAUGUAAUAUUCAAUUUGCAUCAAUGGAUUUACCUUUGAUUAAUGGUUUUGGUAUUAUAAAAGGCACUAAUGUUGGUUGGGGUUAUACAUUGACCGGAUCUUACGCUCUUACACCUAUCAUCCCUAAUCAAAUUUUAAGUGUAAACAUUAAAAAUUUGUUGGUUGGUCCAAAAAAACCAUAUACCCUUCAGUUGAAUGGUAAUACACCACAAUAUUCAUAUCCAUUUAAUGUGAUUGAAGUUGGAAUUAUUAUCAACAAGAAUGUUCAACCACUACCACCAAUCCAACUAUCGUUCAAGGCUGGAUUUAAUGUGACAUUUACACUGUUUAAUCCAUUUGUUCAACACAUUGUCACAGUCGUAGAUCAACUAAGCAGUAGCAGUAAUAUUUCAUGUACCAUUAAAUCAAAUUCAACCAAUUGGUUGUAUUGUGAAACUACUCGUCCUAUUCAAACGGGUGUUUACAACAUUUCAGUACAAAAUGUUUAUAAUAGUCAAUCGACUAUGAUGACAUUUACCGAAACCUAUCCACUUGGAACUGCAUUUUCGUAUGAUUCAUCUGAUCCUCAGACCAUCUAUAUCUAUGGUGAUUUUGGAGCAAACGGACAACAAAAUGCAUCGGUUCAACUCAACCAAACCAACUGUAAUAUUACCUCGAUCAAUCAAACAUCGAUUAUUUGCAAAUUGGAUGUAUUGCCUCCCAAAGGAUUAGCAUCCGUUCAUAUUUCAAUAGACUCUUACAACUUUACUCGAUUGAAUGCUAUCCUAUUUACCUCUGGUGGUGGCGGCGGAAUCAAUAGUAGUGAUAGUCAAGGAUCAGAAGAAUCAAAUCCAUUAAAAGACUGUAUCGUUAAUACAUCAAAUUGUUUUGGUCAUGGUCAAUGUGAUGAAAAUGGAGUAUGUCAAUGUGAUACUGGUUUCAAUCCAUUAGAUAAUUGUUUAACUGAAUUUAAAAAUUCUACCCCAAUUAUUGAUCCAACCAAACCUACAACAUCAUUUGAUAUUGAUGGAGUUGAUUUUAAAUUUGAAAUAGUUUCAGUACAGGAAUUAGAUUUGGAUGAAUCAAUUGUUAAAGAAUUACCAUCUGAUAUUUGGCAAUCUACUAUCAACUCGACUUUAGAAUUGACAGUAGCACAAUACAAACUAAAUACAACCAAUAGUACGAUUGUAGGUCCAGAGACUGAGGUUACUGCCACCAUAUCAUUCUCGUCUCUUUCUAGAACCGUUGAUUUUGGAUUACGACAGAUUGUCAUUGAUCCAAAUGCCAUUAAAUUGGCAGUCAAUAUUAGUGGUUGGGAUUUCGAAUCGAAUCUAUCCUAUCUCAGAGUGGUAUUUAGAACAGAGAUAAAUAACGACCAAUCAUUUGCUUAUGACUGUGAAGAUUACAAUGUCGAUUCGUUAUCGUUUGACUCUCUCAAUACAUCAUUACAAUACCUUCGAGUGAUUAAGGGUGACGCCCAAUUCAAUGGUCGAUUCAUUGAUUACUCACUCGCCAAUGGCCGACCCACCUAUUCUAGAGUCCAACUCAUAUCAUUGACACCGAGCAGCAACGAUGACGACACCUCGGUGGCAACUAUUGGUGUUCUCUUGAGUCAAUGCCAAGAGUGUUUACUCGAUCCAGACUUUACACCAUUGCUCAUCAACAAGGACGAGAGUAAAAGUUGUGACAAAAAGGUCAAUUGGAGAUUGAUUGUCGGUGUCGUGGUUGGAGGUACUGCCGCCAUUGCUCUUGCCACAGCAACAGGCCUUCAAAUUCGACGUAAAAGAAUUGAAAGAAGAUUCAAUGCUAAAAUGAAAUCUAAAUUGGCCAAUAUGAACAAACAAUAA
This is a messenger RNA of Cavenderia fasciculata, 2145 nucleotides long. RefSeq lists its product as uncharacterized. NCBI's taxonomy places the organism in Eukaryota, Evosea, Eumycetozoa, Acytosteliales, Cavenderiaceae. Bases 1 to 2145 code for a protein of 714 amino acids. The transcript has 7 exons. The record is from RefSeq and is a predicted model, not a curated record.